AUGGCUCCUCACGCAACUGAAACCGGUACCGACGCCACGUCCACUUCGGGCAGCCUCGACUUCACCACUUUCUCAAACGUGAUCGACGGCAAGCUCACCUCCACCGAGAAGACUCGCCAUGGGAUCAACCCUGCCACCAGCAAACCGAACCCUGAGGUACCUGUCUCGACUCCCGAGGAUGUAGACAAGGCCGUAGCAGCGGGCAAGGAAGCGUUCAAGACAUGGUCCAAAACGCCGUAUGCGGAGAGACAGAAGGCCAUGCUUGCCUUCGCCGACGCCAUGGAGAAAGAGAAGGACGGCUUUGCAAAGAUGUUGACGCAGGAGCAAGGGAAGCCACUUCAUUUCGCCUACUUUGAGAUGGACUUCACCCUGCAGAUCAUUCGCACCAUGGCAGGCCUCGAGCUGCCCACCGAAGAAAUCGUGGAUGAGGCCGAUCGGAAGAUUGUCGUCCGGUACACUCCUCUCGGGGUGACUGUGGGCAUUGUUCCAUGGAACUACCCUGUCUUGCUGUGCUGCUCUAAAGUCGCCCCUUGCGUCGUUACAGGCAACCCCAUCAUCAUCAAGCCGUCCCCGUUCACUCCUUAUGGCGGGCUAAAGGUGGCGGAAUUGGCCCAGAGGUUUUUCCCACCAGGCGUCGUUCAAGCUCUCAGUGGAGAUGACAACCUUGGUCCGUGGUUGACAUCUCACCCUGGCCCUGCAAAGAUCAGUUUCACAGGCUCGAGCGCCACUGGCAAAAAGGUCAUGGAGUCAGCAAGCAAGACACUCAAGCGAGUUACACUGGAGCUUGGCGGCAAUGAUCCUGCCAUCAUCUGCGACGAUGUUAAUGUCGACGAGGUCGCUCCUAGGAUCGCAACGCUGGCUUUCCUGAAUUCCGGCCAGAUCUGCCUGGCGCUCAAACGCAUCUUUGUGCACGAGAAGAUCUUUGAGCAGUUCCGUGACAAGAUGGUCGAACACACCAAGACUCUAAAACUCGGCGAGGGCUUUGAGAAGGAUGUCUUCUUGGGCCCCAUUCAGAAUUCCAUGCAGUACGAGCGUGUCAAGGGUUUCUUCAACGACAUUGAAAAGGAACAGUAUAACGUUGCUGUCGGAGGCAAAAACCCUGAUGGACCAGGCUACUUCAUCACUCCGACCAUCAUUGACCGACCCAAGGAGGACUCCAGGUUGGUUGUCGAAGAACCGUUCGGACCCAUCGUGCCUCUCUUGAGCUUCAGCACGGACGACGAAGCUAUCGAAAAGGCCAACAACACCAUAUAUGGUCUUGGGGCUUCUGUUUGGUCAGGCAACCUCGAACGAGCUUCGAAAAUUGCCCAGGAGCUUGAGGCCGGCAACGUCUGGGUCAACACUCAUUUUGAGCUUGAUGCAAGAGCACCAUUUGGCGGACACAAGGAGAGUGGCAUUGGGACUGAGUUUGGAGUCGGUGGGUUGAAGUCAUACUGCAACUCACAGACCUUGUACCUGAAGAAGUGA
Molecule: messenger RNA, 1467 nt
Organism: Fonsecaea nubica
Lineage: Eukaryota; Fungi; Ascomycota; Eurotiomycetes; Chaetothyriales; Herpotrichiellaceae
Exons: 6
Coding region: 1-1467 (488 amino acids)
Molecular function (GO): aldehyde dehydrogenase (NAD+) activity
Source: RefSeq, a predicted model, not a curated record